Messenger RNA from Octopus bimaculoides (California two-spot octopus), 1450 nucleotides. RefSeq names its product hyaluronidase-1. Lineage: Eukaryota; Metazoa; Mollusca; Cephalopoda; Octopoda; Octopodidae. The record is from RefSeq and is a predicted model, not a curated record. Gene Ontology annotation, molecular function: hyalurononglucosaminidase activity. Gene Ontology annotation, biological process: carbohydrate metabolic process; hyaluronan catabolic process.
AUGGGGAACCUCGUUGUUAUUGAAAAAGAAUCAUGCCACCUUCAUCUUCGUGAUUUCUUGUCUGAAUAUCUCAGGCAACUGCAUAACUUGAAGGAACAUUUAAAACAAACAAGAUUAGACGUGGAGAAAGUAAUUCCUUCAAAGAACUUCAAAGGUCCAGCAGUUAUCGACUGGGAAAACUGGCGUCCUUUGUAUGAAAGAAACUAUGGUAAUAAGAGGAUAUACAAAAAACUUGCGAUCGCUGAUGUACAAAAACAACAUCCUGAUUGGAAUGUAGCAGAAGUAAACUUCGAAGCUGAAAUCCAAUUCGACGAGGCUGCAAGAAAAUUGAUGUCAUCUACUUUAAAGCUGGGUGAAGAAUUACGAAGUGAAGGUAGAUGGGGAUUUUAUGGUUUCCCCAGACUAUACCAGAAAAUUCCAGAGCAAACAAGAAUUGCCAACGAUAGGAACCUUCAUCCAAGUGACUCUGUCGAGAACAAUCAGAGUCCGAUUUGCAUAGCCGCUGAAUUAUUGCUUUCCAUGACAAUACCAGCUGCAACAGGCAGCGCUGGCGUGAUUAUCUGGGACAGUUCAUUUAGUUAUAGAAACCGAGAACAUUGCAAAACAUUGAAAAAUUAUGUAACCACAACUCUUGGACCCUUUAUUAAAAAACUGACCGAAACUUUCCAAUAUUGCAGUGAGCAUCUAUGUAAUGGUAAUGGUCGCUGUGUGAAGCCAUGGGGGACAAUUGGUGAUAGUACAUAUUGGCGUAAUUCUAAAGGGGAGUUUAAUACAUUUGAUGACUUAAAGCUGAAUAAGUUUGAAAGACGUGAGUUGAAAACCCUUCUUAAUAUUGUGAACAACGCAGCUGAAUCGCAUUUACUGAAAAGGGAAAUUAAGGACAUGUUUACCUGCAAGUGUUAUACAGAGUGGACAGGAAAACAUUGCAACAACCGCCGGCAUUAAUAUAUAUUUUGAUAUUUUAACGGAACUUCCUAAUGAUUGACAGACGUGGGAUGAAUACGUUGAAAUUUUAAAUGAUACAACUGAAAAUAUAUGAACAUGUAUUAUAAAAAAUUUCGCAGUGAUUAAAUAGAGAUUAAAAAAACAUUUAAUUAAAAGAUAAAGUGUCUUUGCAUAUGGCCUCAGUGAUUUUCUUAAUUAUCUGUUCAGAAUCAAAUCUUCUUGAGAUAAAGAAAUUUAUAGAUCAGACAUGGGCAAACUUUUUCGAGAAGUGAGCCACAUGAGACACAGUUCAUCAUCAAAUGGGCCGCACUACUAAAAGAAUGAAAACAAUUUUAUGUUAUGCAUGUCAUUCAAAAAGCCCCGAGGUUCGCGGUGUGCCAGUUACUGUUCUACAGCAUUUGGCAUUUAAGAUAUAUACGCUUAAAUCUGGUUUGUAUGUAUUUGUCUUAUUGGCAUUUAAAUAUUUUUCAUUCCACCAUACUAUGGCUGCAGAUUCUUCAAAAAC